Talaromyces rugulosus is the source of this 657-nucleotide messenger RNA. RefSeq lists its product as uncharacterized. Gene Ontology annotation, molecular function: GTP binding; GTPase activity. NCBI's taxonomy places the organism in Eukaryota, Fungi, Ascomycota, Eurotiomycetes, Eurotiales, Trichocomaceae. The record is from RefSeq and is a predicted model, not a curated record. The transcript is spliced from 5 exons. The coding region runs from base 1 to 657 and encodes 218 amino acids.
AUGGCUGCGAGAGCACCCGUUGGCGGCCGCCCAGGUGCCCGGUUCGCCCAGUUCAAGCUGGUCUUGCUUGGAGAGUCUGCCGUCGGAAAGAGUUCUCUAGUCCUACGAUUCGUGAAAGACCAAUUUGAUGACUACCGAGAGUCGACGAUCGGCGCCGCCUUCCUGACACAGACGAUUUCUUUGGAUGAGAACACAACCGUCAAGUUCGAAAUAUGGGACACAGCUGGCCAAGAACGAUACAAGUCGUUGGCUCCGAUGUACUACAGAAAUGCCAACUGCGCUGUCGUCGUCUACGAUAUUACACAGGCUUCAUCGCUUGAUAAGGCCAAGUCAUGGGUCAAGGAGCUGCAACGUCAAGCAAACGAGAAUAUCAUCAUUGCUCUGGCCGGUAACAAGCUGGAUUUGGUGACCGAGAACCCCGACAAGCGCGCCAUUGCCACUGCCGACGCCGAAGCAUAUGCCCGAGAAGCCGGCCUGCUGUUCUUCGAGACGUCCGCAAAAUCCAACGACAACGUCAAGGAGCUAUUCACUGCCAUCGCAAAGAAACUGCCGCUUGAUCAAGCCGGACCACGGAAUCUGCGCGCGAACCCGCGACCGGGCGUUGAUCUGCGACCGGAGGCUGCCGGCACCCAGGGUGCCGGUGGCUGCAGCUGCUAG